AUGAGUUUCAAUCCACUUUUGGACGUUAAUUCUUUUUGGUUCGUCACCAUUUUCAUGGGACUUAUGUCAUCAUUAUCCUACCAGGAUCCUGGUUCUGCUGCUGGUUCUAGUUCUGGCACUGGUGCAGGUUUUCAGAGUUAUGGGAAUUCUCAGGGUUAUGGUUCUAGUACAGGUGCGAGUGCUGGUGCUGGUGGUCCAGGUUCAAGAAUUUCGUCAUCCAGUGCAAGUUCAAGGGCUUCUUCAGCGGUUACAAGUUUCGUACAAAAUGGUGCUCUUGAUAUGAAGAAUCUUCGCAACGUCAUCAGAAAACUUUCUUCCGAGUUUUCGACAUCUACUCCUGGUGCAAGUCAAUCUGAUGCCUUUCUUCUAGCUUUAUUGCAAGUAUUCAGUGAAUUAAAUUCCAUAUUAAGUAGCGCAAAUUUUGGAUCUUCUGAUAAUAAUACACCUGAUCAAAGGGAAAACGAUAUUUUAUCUUCACUUUCACAAACAGUAAAAUUUAAAUUUAAAUUGUUAAUCACGAUCAAAAAAAUGAGUUUCAAUCCAUUUAUGGCCGUUAAUUUCUUUUCGCUCACUACUAUAUUCAUGGUUCUAAUGUCGUCUUUAUUGAACCAGGCUCCUGUUAAUGGUCAGAGCUCUUCUUCUAGUGGUGCUUCUCCUUAUGAUGCUAAUAGUGCUGGUGGUUAUGGCCAGGGCUAUGGUGCUGGUUCUGGUGCUGGUGCUGGUGGUGCUGGUGGUUAUGGCCAGGGUUAUGGUGCUGGUUCUGGUGCUGGUGCUGGUGCUGGUGCUGGUGCUGGUGCUGGUGGUUAUGGCCAGGGUUAUGGUGCUGGUUCUGGUGCUGGUGCUGGUGCUGGUGCUGGUGCUGGUGCUGCCGCUGGUGCAGUUUCAAGACUUUCGUCAUCUAGUGCAACCUCAAGGGUUUCAUCAGCAGUAUCAAGAAUCGUACAAAAUGAUCAACCUGAUAUAAAUAAUCUUCCCAACGUCAUCAGCAACCUUUCUUCCCAAAUUUAAGCAUCUAAUCCUGAUGUGAGCGAAUGUGAGGUCUUGGUUCAGGUCUUAAUGGAAAUAGUCAUUCACUUAUUAAGUAGCGAAAAUGAUCCUGAUUCUGCUCCUGAUAAUGUAAAAAGUGCUGACUUGGCUGCUGGUUCUGGUUCUAUUUCUGAUGCUCAAAAUGCUCUUUCUAACUCAGCUCGAAGACUUUCGUCAUCUAGUGCAACUUCACAUUAUGAUACUACUGAGGAGAAACAAGAAGUAAAACCUAAGAGAGUUAACAACUUACCGGAAGUCGAGACACCAGAACGACUGGGAAGUCCAUCAUUUUCCGAUGACUUUUCAAUUGGAUCACAAGCUUCUCGAACCUCUUCAGUUAUGAGUUUAAUUCAACCUCGAAACAACAAUAGAUCAAGACGAGAACCAGAAGAGCCCAGAACAAAAUCACCAUCACAAGAAAAAAUAAUGAGUUUCAAACAACUUUUGGUCGUUAAUUCUUUUUGGUUCGUCACCAUUUUGCUGGGGCUUAUGUCAUCAUUAUCCUACCAGGAUCCUGGUUCUGCUCCUGAUAAUGUAAACAGUGCUGGUUCUGGUUCUGGUUCGGGUGCGGGCUCGGGUGGUGGUUAUGGUCAGGGUUAUGGUUCUAGCUAUGCUGGUGCUACUGGUGGUGGUGGUUAUGGUCAAGGGUGGUAUGGUCAGAAUGCUGGUGCUGCUGCUGCUGCUGGUGCUGGCGGUGGCGGUGGUUAUGGUCAAGGAGGGUAUGGUCAGAAUGCUGGUGCUAGUUCUGGUUCUGAUUCUGGUGACAGUGCUGCUGCUGGUGCUGGUUAUGGUCAAGGAGGGUAUGGUCAGGGUGCUGGUGCUGGAGCUGGUCAAGGAGGGUAUGGUCAGGGUUAUCUGUCUGGUGCUGCUGAUGCUCAAAGUGCUGUUUCUAACUCAGUUUCAAGACUGUCGUCACCUAGUGCAAGUUCAAGGGUUUUAUCAGCAGUAUCAAGCCUCGUACAAAAUGGUAGACCUAAUUUGGAUAGUCUUCCUAAUGUCAUCAGCAACCUUUCUUCCCAGGUUUCGGCAUCUACUCCUGGUGCGAGUGGAUUUGAGGUCUUGGUUCAGGUCUUAAUGGAAGUAGUCGCUGCGUUGGUUCACAUAUUAAGUCAAGCAAGUGUCGGUAAUGUAGACUUAGGAUCAGCUAGCGCAACUGCAAAUACAGUUGGUAAUGCACUAGGCAACAUGGGAAAAUAGUGUACUGGUUUUUCCCAAUUAAUUCAUCUCUAUACUAAUCAGUUAAAAUUCUAAGUGUUGAAAAAACAAUUAAGUUUCAAGUUUCAGAUAUUUCUCGUUCUUUCUCAUUCUCAUGGGGCUUAUUUUAUCUUUCACUCUGGGCAAGGUUUCAGACACCAGGACAUUAUUUAAUUCCUAUAAUAAUAAUCAUCUAAAUAAAUUGAAUCAAAUCGGGGUUCUCGCUAACGGUUUGAUAAAUUAAUUUAUCAAACCGUUACUCUAAUUAGAGUAAUUUUCUAUGUAAUAUUCUUAGUAAUUAAUUGUCUAAUUAUUAGUGACCGUCUGAUCUAUGCUAAUAAGGCAUGACCGGUGAUAAAUGGAAGUUUCUGUUAUGAAUUAAACUGAUAUGUCUAUACAUAGUCGUUAUGAUUGUUCGAAAAUUCUACUUCCAUGCUUUAUCGGUCAUACCUUAAUUCAUCGAUCGUUUUAAUUGAUUCAAACCAUUUUCGAAAAAAAUUUGAUCAAAUCAGGUCAGAAUUCAAUCUUUUAUCCGAAUAGGUAGUGUUUAAAAAAACAAAGAACUUUAAUCCAUCAACAAAUUUCUUUCUUUCGUUCUUGUUCACUUUCAUGGGGCUUAUUUCAUCUUUAAUCUUUCACUCUGAUUCAAGGGUUUCCGACAUCAGAAUCUGAUGAUCACAAUACUUCAAAAAUGGAUAUUCUUGUAUUGGUCUUUUUAUUUCCAUGUGCUCAUUAAAAACUAGAAAAAAUUCAAACCUUAAUAAAUCAAGUUUCAACUGUU
Panonychus citri (citrus red mite) is the source of this 3001-nucleotide messenger RNA. Its product is annotated as homeotic protein female sterile-like. The transcript has 5 exons. The record is from RefSeq and is a predicted model, not a curated record. NCBI's taxonomy places the organism in Eukaryota, Metazoa, Arthropoda, Arachnida, Trombidiformes, Tetranychidae.